CAUUUUGUCUUUUCCAGUGCAAACCACCCAGAGGGAAAGAUGGAUUGGAGCACGCUGCAAACUAUCUUGGGGGGUGUCAAUAAACACUCCACCAGCAUCGGGAAGAUCUGGCUCACAGUCCUCUUUAUUUUCCGCAUUAUGAUCCUCGUGGUGGCCGCGAAAGAGGUGUGGGGAGAUGAGCAAGCUGAUUUUAUCUGCAACACCCUCCAGCCUGGCUGCAAAAACGUGUGCUACGACCACUACUUCCCCAUCUCGCACAUCCGUCUGUGGGCACUGCAGCUAAUCUUCGUGUCCACGCCGGCCCUCCUGGUGGCCAUGCACGUGGCCUACCGAAGACACGAGAAAAAGAGGAAGUUCAUCAAGGGAGAGAUAAAGAGCGAGUACAAGGACAUAGAAGAGAUCAAAAGUCAGAAGGUCCGCAUCGAAGGGUCGCUCUGGUGGACCUACACAAGCAGCAUCUUCUUCCGGGUGAUCUUUGAAGCUGCCUUCAUGUACGUCUUUUAUGUCAUGUACGAUGGCUUCUCCAUGAAGCGGCUGGUGAAGUGUACCGCUUGGCCUUGCCCCAACACAGUGGACUGCUUUGUUUCCCGGCCCACAGAAAAGACUGUAUUCACGGUUUUCAUGAUUGCAGUGUCUGGAAUCUGUAUCCUGCUAAAUGUCACCGAAUUGUGUUAUUUGCUAAUUAGAUAUUGUUCUGGAAAGUCAAAGAAACCAGUUUAACACCUCACCCAGCUAUUAGCUAGAAGGUAAGAGACA
Messenger RNA from Elephantulus edwardii (Cape elephant shrew), 756 nucleotides. It is a transcript of the gene GJB2, whose product is annotated as gap junction protein, beta 2, 26kDa. The record is from RefSeq and is a predicted model, not a curated record. Gene Ontology annotation, biological process: cell communication. NCBI's taxonomy places the organism in Eukaryota, Metazoa, Chordata, Mammalia, Macroscelidea, Macroscelididae. The transcript has a single exon. The coding region runs from base 40 to 720 and encodes 226 amino acids. Gene Ontology annotation, cellular component: connexin complex.